Molecule: messenger RNA, 1977 nt
Organism: Ahaetulla prasina
Lineage: Eukaryota; Metazoa; Chordata; Lepidosauria; Squamata; Colubridae
Gene: AGA
Product: aspartylglucosaminidase
Exons: 9
Coding region: 101-1162 (353 amino acids)
Biological process (GO): protein deglycosylation
Cellular component (GO): lysosome
Molecular function (GO): N4-(beta-N-acetylglucosaminyl)-L-asparaginase activity
Source: RefSeq, a predicted model, not a curated record
CCCUUGGUCACGAGAAGCGAGAGAAACAGAAAGGCGAAAGGAAUCCGUUUGGGGCUGGGCGGCCGAGAGACGGCGUUCAAUCCUCGACUUGGUUCUUGCCAUGGGACGCGACAGCCGAUGCCCGGAAUGCUGCUGGUUCUUAGUGUUGUUGCACGGGGUGGCGGGCUUGGCCGCAGCAAACGCUGGGACGCCUCCUCUGCCUUUGGUCAUCAACACCUGGGCAUUUAAGAAUGCCAACGAAAUAGCUUGGAAUGUCUUACAAGCAGGAGGUUCGGAACUUGAUGCAGUAGAAAAAGGUUGUGGGCAGUGUGAAAUAGAACAGUGUGAUGGAAGUGUAGGAUAUGGUGGAAAUCCAGAUGAACAUGGAGAAACAACUUUGGAUGCCAUGAUUAUGAAUGGUAACACAAUGCAGGUUGGAGCAGUAGCGGAUCUCAGACGCAUUAAAAAUGCUAUUGGUGUUGCACGGAAAGUGAUAGAACAUACUAAGCACACUUUUCUAGUUGGCGAGUCAGCUUCACUCUUUGCAGAAAGCAUGGGAUUUCCAAGUGAAGAUUUAACUACGUCGAACUCUGUUUCAAUGUAUAUAAAGUGGCUCAAUCAAAACUGCCAGCCAAAUUUCUGGAAGAAUGUUACACCAGAUGCUUCAAAAUCAUGUGGCCCCUACAAACAGACUGCAGAGUUCAGUAAAAAAGAACAAACCACUUCAGUCAGAAGAAUUGAAGUUCAUAACCACGAUACUAUUGGUAUGAUUGUAAUUGGUCAGGAUGGAAGUAUUGCUGUAGGGACCUCUACAAAUGGUGCAAAUCACAAAAUCCAGGGUCGAGUAGGAGACUCUCCAAUAGCUGGAGCAGGGGCAUAUGCUGAUAGUACAGCUGGAGCUGCAGCUGCUACUGGUAAUGGAGAUAUCAUGAUGCGCUUCUUGCCCAGUUAUCAAGCAGUGGAAUAUAUGCGACUGGGACUGGACCCCACGAUGGCAUGUCAGAAGGUUAUUUCUAGAAUCAAGAAAUAUCACCCUUAUUUCUUUGGUGCUGUUAUUUGUGCCAACACAAGUGGAAGCUAUGGUGCUGCCUGCAAUAGAGUCCCAGGAUUCACACAGUUCCAUUUUAUGGCUUCUAACCCUAUUCUAAAGCAGCCAUCGGAGCAAAUAAUAGACUGCAUUUAACUUUUUUUCCAUUUCUUCUUCUCUUAAUGGAAGUCCCUAAACUCAACCCAAUGGAAGAAAUGAAGAAUCUCAAUUUAAUCUGAAUAUACUCUUGGAAUUAAACUGCACUGCAUUCAGUAGAAAUUAUUUCUGUCUAAAUUUGUUAUACAAAUAAAUGAGUAGAUUAGGUUCAAUCAAGUUGAACAAAACCAUAAAACUUUUCUCAAUGACAUUCUGAGCUACUUUUUGCAGUAAUAUUCAUUUUUAAAGAUACGUUGCAAAAUUGGAGAACUUAAUGAUUUUUCCCUUAAGUUAACUCUCAGUUCUCUAUUUUGCAUAAUAUUCUAAUGUAAGAGAAGCUAAUCCUCAAAUAAACAGAAUGUAGUCAUUGCUUAAAUUGUUUACUAUUUUACCCUUAAAAUAAAUUCUUGUGUAGACUUCAAAAAACAAGAUUCAAUAAAUUCCAUUUUUCUUUACAAUACUGUGUCAGCCCUGGAGGCCAUCUUUUUCUUUGGAUUUUCAGGGCUGCCACACUUAGUGCUGUGGGAAACUGGGAGUGGGAUUGCAUGGAGUGGUGGAGAUAUCUAAUCAUAAUCACAUUCCUUUCUCUGAAAGUCAAGGACAUUUGGCCUGCACCUGGAGUGGUGUGACUGGGAGGCAUCUCCAGUUGGGAUGGUGUAUUGAUUGGACCAUGUAAUGGACAUGUGGGUAUUUGUGGGUACAGGGGAAGGGACUUGGACUUUCUUUUGUGUGGGGAAGCUUUCUGGAAGCUUUCAGAUUUGGGUUUUCCCAGAUAUGCCAAUGUGAUAUCUCUAAUAAAAUGGAAUUUUGAGGAA